Oreochromis aureus is the source of this 2117-nucleotide messenger RNA. RefSeq names its product interaptin-like. Bases 45 to 2084 code for a protein of 679 amino acids. The record is from RefSeq and is a predicted model, not a curated record. Lineage: Eukaryota; Metazoa; Chordata; Actinopteri; Cichliformes; Cichlidae. The transcript is spliced from 2 exons.
AUUAUUCGAAAUAGAAGCAUCUCUCCUUAGAGCCUGAUGUUCUGAUGCAACUCUAUUCUGCAUGUGAUAGUAAAUACAGGCACACACUGACUGCAUUGCCACAAGUUACCGUUCGUGUUGCUCAUAGGCAGGUUUUUAACCCAGUGACAUCCAGUGAAAUUAUUAUAAAGGAGCUCUUUUCAUCUAAGAAAAUGAGCAACAAAAGCGUAGGCGCAUUUUUUUCCUCCACAACAAAUUCUCAGUGGAGUGGUCCAGGCAAAUCUUUUGACGAAGAUGAUGAUGAAAUUGAGGAAGAAAUUAUAGAUGACAUUGAAGAGAACUGUGAGAAUAAUUUGGAAGAGGACAAAUCCGAUCAUCUCUACAAAUUUGAAAAAGAGAAGUCAGAAUUUGAAAACGAAGCAGAAAAAAGCAAAGAGUCUGAGAAAUCUGGUGAUUUUUGGGACGCCCCCAAGAAACAGGGCGGAGACUCGUCUGCUCACGACCACUUUGAAGAGGAAUUCAAAGAGGAAUCUGAGGGAGCUGCUGGUUGUCAGGAAGACCCUGUUUCAGUGGACAAGUCUGAAAUGGGAUAUGAAUAUGACUGUGAAGAGCACGAUGGUCCUGAAAAGUCUGAGACAAGUGCUGGUCUUCUCAAACAGCUGGAAGAAGACAAGCUUGCUCUCCAAAAGGAGUUAGAAAUAGAAAAAGAGGCUAAAUCUCAACAGGAGGAAGCUUUUAAAAAGCUGCAAGAGGAAAAUUAUCGUCUUGAAAACGCUGUGAAAAAAGAGCGUGAUGAACUGAAGCGCAUGAAGACAAAAGUGGCUGAUCUAAAGAAGUCACAGAAAGAACACCGGAGCAGCACUGAGGACCUUAAAACCAGAAUUAGUCAAAUGAUGGCCAACACUGAUGAGGACAAGAAGACGAUCAAGAAACUCCACAAAGAUCCUAUGAUGUCCUCACUUAAACAUGAAAAUGAAGAUGCAGAGGCCGCUGAUAUUAAGGCACUAGAGGAUCGUCUCAUUGAGCAGCAGAAACAAAACCUGGGAAAAGACGAUGAAAUACAGUCGCUGCGCCUCAAAGUCCAAAACCUUCAGGAUGAUAUCGAGGCCAAGGACACCAUGAUUUUAAGGCUGCAGGAAAACGUUAACAAGUGGGCAUCAGACGACCAGAAAGAACAAGAGAAGAACUCUGAACUUCAGAGGAGCUACGACUCGAUUGUCUCCCAGGAGCACGGUAAAACACAAAAGCUGAAUCGACUGACCUCGGAAAAUCAGGACCCUGAAAACCAGACCCUGCGAGACGAAGCUGAGUUUCUCAAAAAUGAGAGGCAGCUUAUGCAAAAAGAUCUCGAUGAAGAGAAAGGGGCUCGCAGAGAACUUGAGAAGACUGUUAAGGAGGAGAAAUCUCGGUUUUCUCAAGUAUAUAAAAAGUUACAGAUGAAAGAGAAAGAGCUGUCAGAGAAGACGUUAGCUCCACCUGGGCAGAGAAGAACUUCUAAAUCUGCAGAGCAUCUUCUCUAUGACAUGGAGACACUAAAGAUGGAGAACGCGAAUCUUACAGCUAAAUUAGAGGCUAUGGAAAAUCAGUAUAGUGGAGCAAAGUUUAAACACGAAGCUCUCCCUGAGCAGCACCGAGACAAGCUCCUGCAAAAUGCAGAUGAGCUCGAAGCACGGCAGUCUGAGAGAGAUACUGUGCAGAAAGAACUCGAAAUCACUCUAAAAGAAAAGAAGAAUCAAACCUCUCAAUUACAGCAGAGAGUUGGUGCUCUUGAAAAGGAGCUCAAGAUAAGCGAGAAGCAGCGUUCUAAGUUCGAGGACGUUUUGGCCAAGUACAUAGAAACCCUGGAAGAAAAGCAAGAAUUGUCUGUGACCUUCCAGAAAAGUCAAGACAGCACCAGGGUCCAGGAACAAAAAAUUAGUGACAAUGAGCACAAAAUCGCUCUGGAUCAGUGCACAAAGGCUUUAUACAACCUACAGAAGGAAUACGUCGAUCUAGCCAAGAAACACAGUGGCAUUAAUGACGAUUGCAGGGAGCUGCUUAAAACCCACACUGCUCUCCAAAUCAAAUAUGACAGGCUGACCUACACAAAAGAAAACCAGAAUUAAGAAUUAAAAAUCAAUUCAAAACACUAAUAAAAA